AUGCCGAACGACUGCAAGGAACAAACCAAUGGCUACUCCGGCGCUCAGUUCAAGAGUUUCAAUACACCUCAAGAGGCCAUGAAUUACAUGAGCGGCGGUAGUGGUGGUGGAGGCGGAGGUCACCGAUCGCACGGCACGGACUACGCAUCGGCUUCGACUGGAUCUGCCAAUUUGUAUGGGAGCCGCGACGGGAGUGGCCGGUCAUCAGUGGCCUCCAGCGGGUACUCUGAGCCCCGAUUUGAGAUCCAUACAGACGGCGCGUGUCCGCGAAAUGGGAUGCCGGGCGCCAACGCUGGCAUUGGUGUCCACUUUCCCAGUCGUCCGGAUCGCGAUCUGUCCGAACCCCUGACCGGCCGUCAGACCAACAAUCGGGCGGAGAUACAGGCGCCGCGUCGUGGACUGGAAGUGGCCCGAGAGUUGGGUCACACCCGCGUGGAGAUCAAGACUGACAGUCAGUAUGUGUGGGAUAUCGCGAACGGAGCCAAAGAGGCGCACAAAAACAAACAGGACUUUCAGGAUCUGGCGGACGCCUCACAAGGAAUGAACGUCAAAUGGGUUAGUAAUUACAGAUACCCGAUGGGCGUCAUCUCCGGAUGUGUCCCUACCAAAGUGCCCGCGCAUUCAGGUGUGACCGGCAAUGAAAGGGCCGAUAAGUUGGCUAAAAGGGGCGCCAAUCAGAAGUGA
This is a messenger RNA of Medioppia subpectinata, 684 nucleotides long. The record is from the annotation of a GenBank genome assembly. NCBI's taxonomy places the organism in Eukaryota, Metazoa, Arthropoda, Arachnida, Sarcoptiformes, Oppiidae.